Apis laboriosa (Himalayan honeybee) is the source of this 679-nucleotide messenger RNA. RefSeq lists its product as uncharacterized. Gene Ontology annotation, molecular function: odorant binding. Bases 221 to 637 code for a protein of 138 amino acids. NCBI's taxonomy places the organism in Eukaryota, Metazoa, Arthropoda, Insecta, Hymenoptera, Apidae. The transcript is spliced from 5 exons. The record is from RefSeq and is a predicted model, not a curated record.
GGAAUUCGUUUGGAAAUAAUCGCAAAUAAUCGUUGAAAAAUGUUUGAUCGCGAAAAAUUGGGCCUACAACUUUAUUUAUUCCAUCGUGUGCGUCGAGCCAACUUCGACAUUAGGCUGUAUUAGGUGAACCGCCUCGCGACGUGAAUCGCUUACGAUAACGCGUACUCUCUCUUUUCUUUGCACAUCAAUUUUCAAGAUUCGAGAACAACUAGAAAAUAUCAUGGAUGAGAGAAUUAAGAGAGUAAUCAUUCGAGCAAAUAGAAUAAACGAAAUCUUGAAAAUUAUGGCCAUUUCUAUGAAAGAUAUACAUUACUGCAUAAUACACAUGGGCUUCAACAUUAAGGAUUUCAUAAAGAUACAGGAACUUUUGCAAGAGGAAGAUAUAUCGGAGGAAAAUAUAAAAAAAUACUUGACGAAUUACAGUUGUUUCAUUACGUGCACUUUGGAAAAAUCUCGUAUCAUACAAAAUGAUGAAAUUCAGUUGAACAAGUUGGUAGAAAUGGCGAGUAGAAAAAAUAUAUCCAUAGACGAGAGAUUAUUAAGCGAAUGCAUCGACGAAGCGAACAAAGGUACGGACAAAUGCGAGAAUGGAUUAAACUUUAUAAUUUGUUUUUCAAAAUUCUUAAGCGAUAUAUAGAGCACAAAUUGAAGUUAUUUUAAAGCACAAAAGCUACGUAUA